This is a messenger RNA of Eriocheir sinensis (Chinese mitten crab), 2630 nucleotides long. RefSeq names its product fumarate hydratase, mitochondrial-like. The transcript has 12 exons. Gene Ontology annotation, biological process: tricarboxylic acid cycle; malate metabolic process; fumarate metabolic process. Gene Ontology annotation, cellular component: mitochondrion; tricarboxylic acid cycle heteromeric enzyme complex. Lineage: Eukaryota; Metazoa; Arthropoda; Malacostraca; Decapoda; Varunidae. Gene Ontology annotation, molecular function: fumarate hydratase activity. The coding region runs from base 128 to 1669 and encodes 513 amino acids. The record is from RefSeq and is a predicted model, not a curated record.
GGCGAGUGAAAUAUAUAUAAAAAAAGAAGCAAGUUGGACCACUCUCUGCGAGCUAUUUUGCGGGGAGCUGAUUCCUUCACCAGUGCAGGCAGUGUAGCGGCCAGCCCAGCACAGCACCUUAGCAGCGAUGGCUACCCUCCGCGCAGCGAGUAACGGUGCCUGCCGCCUGGCCCACACCCUCCGUGCCGGCUGUCUCACUCAACAGGCGGGGCUUGUCACUUCCUCCGCCAUGAAAACCAAAAUAGGGAAAGUGAAGUUCAACAAGGCUAGCAAGGAAGGUGUUCGCAAGGAGCAAGAUACCUUUGGUGAGCUGGAUGUGCCAAACAGCAAGUAUUAUGGUGCCCAGACUGUCCGCUCUGUGAUGAACUUCCCCAUUGGAGGAGAGAAUGAACGCAUGCCGAUGCCUGUGAUAAAGGCCUUUGGAGUGCUGAAGAAGGCGGCGGCGGAGGUGAAUAAGGAGUAUGGCCUUGAUGCCAAGAUAUCUGAUGCCAUUUCCAAGGCAGCAGAUGAGGUGAUCAGCGGACAACUGUACGAUGACCACUUCCCACUUGUCAUCUGGCAGACGGGCUCAGGAACGCAAUCAAACAUGAACACCAAUGAAGUGAUAGCCAACCGGGCCAUAGAGAUGCUGGGAGGACAGCUGGGUUCAAAGACACCUGUCCAUCCCAACGACCAUGUCAACAAAAGCCAGAGCUCCAAUGACACCUACCCCACAGCCAUGCACAUUGCCACUGCUGUUGAAAUCCACAACACACUUUUGCCUGGUUUGCAAGCUCUGCACAAAGCAUUGGAUGAGAAAGCCAAAGAGUUUGCCAACAUAGUAAAAAUAGGCCGAACCCACACACAGGAUGCCACUCCACUCACACUGGGCCAAGAGUUUGGAGGCUAUGCUCAGCAGAUUGAGUUUGGGAUUGAAAGAGUAAAGGCGUGUCUUCCUCGUGUGUAUAUGCUGGCUGCUGGUGGCACAGCUGUAGGCACCGGCCUCAACACCAGGAUUGGCUUUGCUGAAAAAGUGGCUGCUAAGGUGUCAGAACUGACUGGACUGCCAUUUGUUACUGCACCCAAUAAAUUUGAAGCAUUAGCAGCCCAUGAUGCCAUGGUUGAGGUAUCUGGUGCCCUGAAUGUCCUUGCUUGCUCCAUCAUGAAGAUUGCUAAUGACAUCAGGUUUCUGGCCUCGGGGCCCCGCUGUGGCCUUGGGGAACUCUCCCUGCCAGAGAAUGAACCUGGUUCCUCUAUCAUGCCAGGCAAGGUGAAUCCUACACAGUGCGAAGCUAUCACCAUGGUGGCAGCACAAGUGAUGGGAAAUCAUGUAGCUGUCACAGUGGGUGGCUCCAAUGGGCACUUUGAACUGAAUGUCUUCAAACCUAUGAUGGUGGCCAAUGUGCUAAGAUCCAUUCGGCUGUUGGGAGACAGUUGCCAUGCAUUUGUGAACAACUGUGUUGUGGGCAUAGAAGCCAACAAAGAACGAAUUGACAAACUCCUCCAUGAAAGCUUGAUGCUUGUCACAGCUCUCAAUCCACACAUUGGCUAUGAUAAGGCUGCUAAGAUAGCCAAGACAGCUCACAAGGAGGGCUCUACUCUGAAGGCUACAGCUCUUAAGCUUGGCUACUUAACAGAGGAAGAGUUUGAUAAGUGGGUGCGGCCUGAGGACAUGUUGGGGCCCAAGUAAAUACCACAUUGCCAACCCCUCACUGCUUACAUCAUGAUCAAAGGCUGAACCAGAAUGGUGUAAGUCAGCAGACAUCCAGCUUGCCUAUGCAUUUGAAUUCUGGGUAUGUAAUAAGUUUUCAAAAUGUGUUUGUUAUUAAUUCGAUUUUCAUGAGUUACAAACGUAUUAAGAGUGUACAAAUGUAGGCUGAUAUAAUUUAAUCUGUUGCUAGUUAUCCCUUCAGUAUCUAGAUGUACAAGGAGAGGUAAUUUAGGAAGGUAUAGGAGGGAAAACUCAACAGAUCUCACUCCCAGUGAAAUAACAAAGGCUUUCCAAUAUUGAGCUUCAGCUGCUGUUAGGUUCCAUUCAGCCAAUGAUAAAGUCCUCUAAUGUGUUGAUGUAUUCACUUUGUUUCCUGCUGUAGUGUCUGGAGAAGCUUGUUGACUUUUGGCUUUAUUUUUUUUAUACAUCAAGAUCUGGAGUCCUGCUUGUUUGUCAUGCUAAUCAUAAUGUCAUGCAACCCUUGCCUAAUGUGUCCUGUCAGUCUUUGGGUUUGGAUGAUAGAUACUCUUCCAUCAUUGUGGAUUUAGUGACAGCAGCAACAGUAAUCCAUAUUCACCCCAGCCUAUCAAGCUUACUUAUGGGAAUGAAGUUAACAUAGUUAUAAACAGGUCAAUACUGGUCAGGGAACAGUGCUGGUGACAUGCUUUGAUGGGAUAUAUUGAGGACCUCUUAUUGAGACUAACGGUGUCACUGUAUAUAGUGGUUAUUAUUUUUAAUGGCUUAACUAUGUACCAUUAAGUGCUGCUCUCAUAAAAUAUUAAAAAACUGACGUUUUGUAAAAUCACUUUGAGGUGGUAUUUUUAAAUGUAAAAGUUAAGGACCUGUAAAUACUGGCUAUGUAUUGUUGAAGGUUUUACAAAAGAUUAUGAGUAUGGAUGAUGCACUUUUGUGUACAUAUGUAAUAAAUUACAAAGUAUAA